AUGGGUGCCUACCUCUCUCAGCCCAACACGGUGAAGCGCUCCAGGGACCGGGUUAGCACCCCGCGGCUCCCGCUACCCUACAGCUUCUCCGCCAUGCAAGGCUGGCACAUCUCCAUGGAGGAUGUUCACAACUGUAUUCCUGAACUGGACAAUGAGACAGCCAUGUUUUCUGUCUACGAUGGACACGGAGGCGAAGAGGUUGCCUUGUACUUUGCCAAAUAUCUUCCUGAUAUUAUCAAAGAGAAGGCCUACAAGGAAGUCAAGCUUCAGAAGGCUUUACAAGAUGCCUUCUUGGCUAUCGAUGCCAAGCUGACCACAGAGGAAGUCAUUAAGGAACUGGCACAGAUUGCAGGGAGACCCACUGAAGAUGAAGAUGAUAAAGAAAAAGUAGCAGAUGAGGCAGAUGUGGACAAUGAGGAGGCUGCAUUGCUGCAUGAAGAGGCUACCAUGACCAUAGAAGAGUUGCUGACACGAUAUGGGCAGAACUGUCAGAAGGGCCCUCCCCAUACCAAAUCUGGAACUGGGACAGGCGAUGAACCAGGGCCCCAGGGCCUCAAUGGGGAGACUGGACCUGAGGACCCAUCUAGGGAAACUCCUUCCCAAGAAAAUGGCCCCACAGCCAAAGGACACACAGGCCUUUCCUCCAACUCGGAACAUGGGACUGAGGCAGGCCAAAUUGGUGAGCCCGGUACUGCUACUGGUGAGGCUGGACCUUCCUGCUCUUCAGCCUCUGACAAACUGCCUCGAGUUGCUAAGUCCAAGUUCUUUGAGGACAGUGAGGAUGAAUCAGAUGAGGUGGAGGAGGAAGAGGAUGACAGUGAGGAGUGUAGUGAGGACGAGGAUGGCUACCGCAGUGGGGAGGCAGAGAACGAGGAGGACGAGGAGGACGAGGAGGACGAGGAGGACGAGGAGGACGAGGAAGACACGGAGGAGGCCGAAGUGGAUGAUGAUUCAGAGAUGAUGGUCCCUGGAAUGGAAGGCAAAGAAGAGCCUGGCUCUGACAGUGGCACAACAGCGGUGGUGGCUCUGAUCCGAGGGAAGCAGUUGAUUGUGGCCAAUGCAGGAGACUCUCGCUGUGUGGUGUCUGAGGCUGGCAAAGCUUUAGAUAUGUCCUAUGACCACAAACCAGAGGAUGAAGUGGAGUUGGCACGCAUCAAGAAUGCUGGUGGCAAGGUCACCAUGGAUGGACGAGUCAAUGGAGGCCUCAACCUCUCCAGGGCCAUUGGAGACCACUUCUACAAGAGAAACAAAAACCUGCCGCCCCAGGAGCAGAUGAUCUCUGCCCUUCCUGACAUCAAGGUGCUGACUCUCACUGAUGACCAUGGAUUCAUGGUCAUCCCUUGUGACAGCAUCUGGAAUGUGAUGAGCACCCAGGAAGUUGUAGACUUUAUUCAAUCAAAGAUCAGCCUACAUGAUGAAAAUGGGGAGCUUCGGUUACUGUCGUCCAUUGUGGAAGAGCUGCUGGAUCAGUGCCUGGCACCAGACACUUCUGGGGAUGGCACAGGCUGUGACAACAUGACAUGCAUCAUCAUUUGCUUCAAGCCCCGGAACACAGUAGAGCUUCAGCCAGAGAGCAGCAAGAGGAAACUGGAGGAGGCACUCUCCAUGGAGGGAGCUGAAGAAAAUGACAACAGUGACAAGAAGAAGGCCAAGCGGGACUAG
Molecule: messenger RNA, 1662 nt
Organism: Grammomys surdaster
Lineage: Eukaryota; Metazoa; Chordata; Mammalia; Rodentia; Muridae
Product: protein phosphatase 1G-like
Biological process (GO): protein dephosphorylation
Cellular component (GO): nucleoplasm
Molecular function (GO): protein serine/threonine phosphatase activity; cation binding
Source: RefSeq, a predicted model, not a curated record